AUGCGCCUUCUGGAGCUGGACCGACGGCACGGAUGGGGUGCUGAGCUUGAGGUCUUGGUCUUGGUCUUCUGGCUGCCAAGUGGAACAUUAUACCGGGUGGUCUCCCGAGUGUUUGGGAUACCACGCUCCACUGUCCACCGCAUCGUCCACAGGGUCACUGGGGAGGUGGUGGCCCUGCGUCACAAAGUCAUCCACCUCCCUACCAAUGAUGACUUUGAGGCAGUGACCCUUGGGUUUGCAUGGCUGGGCCACUUCAUAGACACCUACGUGGGAUGGCCUGGUUCUGUCCAUGAUGCAAGAGUCCUUCGAUACAGUCCUCUGUACCAGAGAGGACUGUAUCCUCCUCCAGGGCACUUCAUCCUCGGAGAUGGAGGAUACCCCUGUCUCCAGCGUCCACUCCCCCUCAUCACUCCCUACAAGCGGCCAGUGCAAGGUGUGGGAGCCCAGCGCUUCAAUUUUCAUCAUUCCAAGGCACGUUCAAUUAUUGAGCGUGCCUUUGGAAUGAUGAAAACAAGAUUCAGGGCCAUCUUUUUUCAUGCGCUGGAGGUCCACCACACUUUUGCACCACAUGUCAUCACUGCCUGUGCCGUCCUCCACAACAUCUGCCUUGGGGCAGGAGACACUGUGGCCCUGGAGGACGAGCCAGAGGAGAAUGUAGUGGAGGAUGACGGGGACAAUGAAGUGGAGGCCGUCGCUGGAGCACAGUGGCGGGACCAGCUGUCUGCUGAGCCAGCCCUGCAAACCCAGCCCAUGAACGAUGCGGUUGACAGUGGAUCAGCACCCGAUGUGAGAGCCCCACAUACCAGCCAGAACAUGGAAGACCUCAGUCUCAGCACUCUCGAGUCGGUCCAGGCAGAGAAGGUUGAUUAG
Messenger RNA from Periophthalmus magnuspinnatus, 870 nucleotides. Its product is annotated as putative nuclease HARBI1. The transcript has 4 exons. The coding region runs from base 1 to 870 and encodes 289 amino acids. Lineage: Eukaryota; Metazoa; Chordata; Actinopteri; Gobiiformes; Gobiidae. The record is from RefSeq and is a predicted model, not a curated record.